AGUUGUAGGAUCCCGCGACUGAGGGGCCGAGAGGGGGCGGGGAAAGGAAUGAGGCUGGCUGGCUGGUUUCCUGCAGCUACCCUCUGCAGCGAGAGCUUGAGGGGCCUUCUGUUGUGGGCACUAAGUGUGACCUUCGAACCCUGGUCAGAAUAAUGGUGAGGAGCAGGGUGACGUUAUUUCAUUUAACAGCGUCUGGGCAUUCCACAGGUUUCCUUCUGCCUCUUCAGAGCCUUAACUCAGAGAGUGGUUUCCUAGCUCCAAAAAGUGAGCUCGGAGUGGGGGGGGGGCACGUUCAGGGAGACGAAGGGCAUUGUGGGGUGUUAUGUGAAAGUAGGACCCAACCGACAGACCCCCUGUCCUCGUGCUACUUAGGCACGUGGCAUUUUGAGCGUAUACUCUGGAAAAGGCCCCAGGGUGGGGAAGCUGAACCUGGCGCUUUGCACAGAAGUGUCAAAGUCUGUUCUUGUUCAAGAGGAUGAUACCCCGACCCUAUCAAGAAAGAGUUAAAGGGCCAGACUGAUUGUUUUCUUAAUGGUCUCUGGAGGUGGCUCUGGUCAAUGCAGAGCUAGCAAGAGAUUGGCUGGCUUGUCUCAACCUCCCUUUGUCUAGUCUCAUCAUCUCAGUUUGCCCAAAAGCUAUGUCCAGGCCCUCCCUCAUCACCUUCACCCCAGCCACCAGUCCCAGUGACCUCUGGAAAGAUGGACAACAGCAGUCACAGCCUGAAGAGCUGGAGCCCACCCUGGAUGGGGCUGCAGCCCGGGCUUUCUAUGAGGCCCUGAUUGGGGAUGAAAGCAAUGCCCCUGAAUCCCAGACAUCUCACCCCGAACCUUCCAGUAAGAGAAAGAGGAAGAAGAGAAGAAUAAUGAGGGAAGCUGCUGCAGGAGCCUCAGGAGGACAUGGACCAAGGAGAUCCCUUGAGGCAGAGGACAAGAUGACCCAGUGGAUACUGAGGGCAGCCCAAGAGGGUGACCUGGCAGAACUAAGAAGGCUGUUGGAGCCCCGUGAGGCAGGGGGAGCUGGGGGCAAUAUCAAUGCUCGCGAUGCCUUCUGGUGGACCCCCCUAAUGUGUGCUGCUCGAGCAGGCCAGGGGGCUGCUGUGCGCUAUCUCCUGGGCCGUGGAGCUGCCUGGGUAGGGGUCUGUGAGCUGGGUGGCAAGGAUGCUGCUCAGCUGGCCGAAGAAGCAGGCUUCCCUGAGGUGGCCCGCAUGGUCAGAGAGAGCCAUGGAGAGACAAGGAGUCCAGAAAACCGGUCCCAGUCACCCUCCCCCCGGUACUGUGAGACCUGCAAUGCGCACUUCCAAGACUCUAACCAUUGUACAUCAACUGCUCACCUGCUGUCACUGUCCCGUGAUCUCAGGUCCCCCAGCCUGCCCCUUGGGGUGCCCACGACCAGCCCAGGCUUCAGGCUGCUGCUGAGGGGAGGCUGGGAGCCUGGAAUGGGGCUGGGACCCCGGGGUGAGGGCCGCACCAACCCCAUCCCUACUGUCCUCAAGAGGGACCAGGAAGGGUUAGGUUACAGAUCAGUGCCCCAACCCCGAAUCACACAUUUCCUGGCUCGGGAUACUCGGGCUGUGGCUGGGAGAGAGAGAACCCCUCAGGUGACCACACUGAGCCGGAGGGAGGAAAGAAAGCAGGAGGAGAAGGACAGGGCCUGGGAGCGGGAUCUGAGGACAUACAUGAACCUUGAGUUCUAACCCUGGUAAGGUCUGAUCAUGGUCUGUUGCUAAGUCUGAACUCGGAUGUAGGCACUUUGGCUUUUACUUCCUGGGGUCUGAUCAAGUUCCUUGAUCCUCAGGUUUUGGUCAGUGGGCUCUGCCUUUGGAAGUGGGGGGGAUGAGCUUUGAAAAAUAAAUCAACUUUCUCCCA
Suricata suricatta (meerkat) is the source of this 1865-nucleotide messenger RNA. RefSeq names its product G-patch domain and ankyrin repeats 1 (gene GPANK1). The coding region runs from base 638 to 1693 and encodes 351 amino acids. Gene Ontology annotation, molecular function: nucleic acid binding; protein binding. The record is from RefSeq and is a predicted model, not a curated record. Lineage: Eukaryota; Metazoa; Chordata; Mammalia; Carnivora; Herpestidae. The transcript has 5 exons.